UCCCACUCCAGAAGUGUCCCUUGUUCAUUCCCUCUUGUUUGCAUCAUCAAUAAUUUUAACUAGUAUUAACUACCUCCAAUUUUUUUGAGUUAUUUAAUAUUGAAAGGGUGCUGAUGAAAGCAGCAAAAGGUGGUUGUCUAUUCCAACACUUCAUGUUUUCUUGAAGUUUUCUUCCUUAGAAUAUUUGAUAGAAAGACUCUAUCCAAAGUUCCUAGACAUAUAUCCUUGCUGUUCUGUUCCAUCUUUUUGUUGAAAUAUAUAAAGAAUGAGAAUAUGUGAUGAAUGACGGUUGGUGGCCUCCUUGUGGCAAUAUAUUUUAAUUUUAUGUUUUGAGACUUAAUCCAUUCUAACCGUUGAAAAUUACAUGCAAAAGUCAUUGACUAAGUAAAAGGUAUUAGUUAAUAGAUAGCCUUAGCCAUCUCAAGGACGCGUUUGGUCUUGCCAUCUUUUGUUGAUUCAGAUUUGUCAUACUAUCAAGGCUUUGAUUUCUCAUUAAAAGAUUAUUGCUAUAGAUUAUUGAUCCACUUUGAUUAUUUAGUGAUCAUUGCUCCCAUCCAAAAGUUUCAUUGUUUCAUUUCUGAUCCAACAUAAGAAAAUAUUGAGUAAUAAUGGACCAACAACAUAAAGUGAUUCCUCUGCUGCUGCUUCUUUUCCAAGUUCUGCUUGUAGCAUCUCAGACAGAUAGUCAAGAUUAUUCUGGCCUAAAUUCUCUUACGGAAUCCUGGAGUAACAAGCCACAAAAUUGGGUGGGUCCAGAUCCUUGUGGCAGUGGAUGGGAUGGAAUUCGUUGCAGCAAUUCAAAAAUUACCCAAUUGAGACUACCAGGCUUGAAUUUGGCAGGACAACUGUCUUCGGCAAUUCAGUCUUUAUCCGAACUAGAUACUUUGGAUCUUUCUUACAACACAGGCUUGACAGGAACAAUUCCACAAGAAAUUGGGAACUUGAAAAAGCUAAAAUCCCUAUCAUUGGUUGGUUGUGGUUUCUCUGGUCCUAUUCCGGAUUCAAUAGGGUCUUUAAAGCAGCUGACAUUUCUAGCACUUAAUUCUAAUAGGUUCAGUGGAACUAUACCACGCUCUCUUGGCAAUCUAUCAAAUAUUGAUUGGCUUGAUCUUGCUGAAAACCAGCUUGAAGGGACUAUUCCUGUCUCUGAUGACCAAGGAAGACCAGGCCUUGACCUUCUCCUUAAGGCACAACACUUUCAUAUGGGGAGCAAUAAGCUCACUGGUACAAUACCAGAAGAACUCUUUAACUCCAGUAUGCAUCUAAAACACCUGCUUUUCGACCACAAUCAACUAGAGGGUGGUAUUCCUGUCUCCCUUAGUACUGUGAGCACAUUGGAAGUAGUGCGCUUUGAUAAGAAUGCAUUAACUGGGGGAGUGCCUGCAAACUUAAGCAAACUCGGAAAUCUAAGUGAGAUCUAUUUAUCUCACAAUAACCUGAAUGGAUUUCUGCCCGAUUUUACUGGAAUGAAUAGUCUCACCUAUGUGGACCUGAGUGACAAUGAUUUGAAUGCUUCUAAUAUUCCUUCAUGGGUUACAACUCUGCCAGGACUGACAACGGUGAUACUUGGGCAGAACCUGCUCGGUGGCACAUUAAAUCUUAGUGGCUACAGCAACAGUCUGCAACUCAUUAAUUUGGAGGAUAAUGAAAUAACAGAACUUGAUCCACAAAACAACCUACCAAAUUUUGAGCUAAGACUAGCUAACAAUCCACUUUGUCGUGAAAGUGGAGCUUCUGAAAAGAGUUACUGCAAAGUUCCAGUACCCAAUCCUUCAUUUUAUUCAACACCACCAAACAAUUGUUCACCUUCAUCUUGCGGUUCAGAUCAGGUUUCAAGUCCAAAUUGUAAUUGUGCAUUUCCCUAUUCUGGACUUCUCAUUUCAAGAGCUCUUAGUUUCUCAAACUUUAGCAAUGUAAGUUACUAUCGGGAGCUUGAGCAGUCUCUGAUGGAUACUUUUCGCAACCAAAGCAUUCCAGUGGAUUCAGUUUCUCUUAGUAACCCCUUCAGGAAUACUACUUCUGAUAAUUUUGAAUUGACUCUUGAUGUCUUCCCUUCGCAAACCGAUCGUUUCAACACAACUGGAGUUUUAACUAUUGCUUUUCUGUUAAGCAAUCAAAUUUACAAACCCCCAGAGUUCUUCUCCCCUUACUUCUUCAAGGGUGCUAGUUAUGAAUACUAUGGAGGAGAACCAAAAGGAUCAAAGUCAUCAUCACAUGUAGGGGUUAUAGUUGGUGCAGUAGUUGCUGUUGUGGUCUUUGUUGUACUGGCAUUCUUUGCAGGGAGGUAUGCCCUUCGCCAGAAAACAAGAGCAAGAAGAUCUUCAGAGUUGAACCCUUUUGCAAAUUGGGAACAGAAUACGAAUAGUGGCACUGCUCCUCAGUUGAAAGGAGCGCGAUGGUUUUCUUUUGAUGACCUAAGGAAAUACAGCACCAACUUCUCAGAAACCAAUACUAUUGGAUCUGGAGGCUAUGGAAAGGUUUAUCAAGGAACUCUUCCCUCUGGGGAGUUGGUCGCCAUCAAACGGGCUGCAAAAGAGUCUAUGCAGGGUGCCGUUGAGUUUAAAACCGAGAUCGAACUUCUAUCAAGGGUCCAUCAUAAGAAUCUCGUUGGUCUUGUUGGUUUCUGUUUUGAGAAGGGUGAACAAAUGCUGGUGUAUGAGCACAUUCCAAAUGGCACUUUGAUGGAUAGUCUCUCGGGAAAGUCUGGAAUCUGGAUGGAUUGGAUAAGGAGGCUUAAAGUAGCAUUAGGUGCAGCCAGGGGUCUGGCCUAUCUUCAUGAACUUGCUGACCCACCUAUCAUACACAGGGACAUCAAGUCAAGCAAUAUCCUACUUGAUCAUCACCUCAAUGCAAAAGUUGCAGAUUUUGGUCUCUCUAAACUUCUUGUUGAUAGUGAAAGGGGCCAUGUCACUACUCAAGUGAAAGGGACAAUGGGAUACUUGGAUCCUGAAUAUUACAUGACCCAGCAGUUGACUGAAAAGAGUGAUGUAUAUAGCUAUGGAGUGCUAAUGCUGGAACUAGCAACAGCAAGAAGGCCAAUAGAGCAAGGAAAGUAUAUUGUAAGAGAGGUACUGAGGGUAAUGGACACAUCAAAAGAUUUAUACAACCUUCAUUCCAUUCUAGAUCCAACCAUAAUGAAAGCAACAAGACCAAAAGGUUUAGAGAAGUUUGUGAUGUUGGCAAUGAGGUGUGUCAAAGAAUAUGCAGCAGAGAGGCCUACAAUGGCUGAGGUUGUAAAAGAGAUCGAGAGCAUAAUUGAGCUAGUUGGAUUGAACCCCAAUUCUGAAUCAGCUACAACAUCAGAAACUUACGAGGAAGCAAAUGCAGGAAAUGCUCAACAUCCUUACAGGGAAGAAGAUUUUAGCUAUAGUGGAAUUUUUCCAUCAACAAGGGUAGAACCCCAAUAGGCUUUGGUAUAUUUUUUUCUUUUUGUAAUUCUUUUCCCCUCUUCAAAUGCAAUGUCUAAGAUCUGCUGUGUCAAUUUUGGAUUCAAAUCAGGCGGGUGCUUCCAAAAAAACUUGCUAUCUUUGUAGAAAAUGGUGAAGGUUCAAGUUGAAUUUUUUAAAAAUUGAUUAUUUGAAGGUUGUACUUAUAUCUUUGUUCUUCACAUGUAAAAUAGUUUGUGAAUUUUGAACUGCUGUAAUAUUCGAAUGAAUGUAAGUAUGAUAUUCAACUUUGAAUUUUCCAAACAAAA
This is a messenger RNA of Glycine soja, 3694 nucleotides long. Its product is annotated as probable leucine-rich repeat receptor-like protein kinase At5g49770. The transcript is spliced from 18 exons. NCBI's taxonomy places the organism in Eukaryota, Viridiplantae, Streptophyta, Magnoliopsida, Fabales, Fabaceae. The coding region runs from base 609 to 3407 and encodes 932 amino acids. The record is from RefSeq and is a predicted model, not a curated record. Gene Ontology annotation, biological process: protein phosphorylation. Gene Ontology annotation, molecular function: ATP binding; protein binding; protein kinase activity.